UACACGGUAAAAACACACAUCGAUCAAUACAGGACCCUGCAUAUCCAUCAACGGCCAGACAGCAAGGCGCCUCGAAACAAAAGCCCUACCUCCGCGAACCCUAUCGGACGGACACGCCAUGUUCCGCCGUCGGUCGGUAAACCCAACGGACGGACCCUAUCUCCCUCCUUUUUCUCCCUACCUCCACAUCUCCGGCUGCUGGGCUCGAGCCUCGUUUGCACCACGCGCUUAUGUGCGUGCGUGCCUGCGUGCGAGAUCUGGCUCCAUCUCCGCCGCUGAAAUCGUGGCGUAGUAAUCAAUCUUCCCGCGCCAGUCAGUCCGUCGCCCAAGCUAACCGUCAAUGUUGACUAAACCCACUGGACAUUGAUGCGACCCGUCAACCAACCUUGAUGAUUAUACAUCCAUGACUACAGCAUUAUCAAGUCUUGCUCGCCUACACCGUGGAAUGAGUCAAAGCCACGAAUCUGGAAUCAUGAAAAGUCAAGUCACAUGCACCGGCGAAUUUUCACCAAUGGACCGCGUGACCCAUACCCCAUUGUCCUAGCUGUUCAGCAGCGCGACAUUGUCUCUUUCAGCCAGCCAGCUAGCCUCCAGUAAAGCCAAACACCACCACACAGGUCCACGCAAACAAAGGUGGCGUCUCUCGUCUGGGAACAACCCAUUCGGAACGUGCUACGUGGACAUGAAUGCGUACCCAACCUACGCACUGCCUGUGUCAAGUAUACCACACCACCAUGCAAUGCACCACGACAUCCCCGCAAACCCUACCCAGAUAGUCCUAAGCACCCAAUCUCCAACUAGCAAAGAAGUUGAUCCUCCUGUGCCACUCCCACCCUCGCCUAAACAAGGAGAGCCCGCGAGACGGCGCAAUGAGGCGGUGCAAUCCCGCAACCCAAUGCGUCGGGAAAGCAGCAUUACCCCCAAUAAAUUCCUGCAGAUCAACGGCCACGGCUGCCACCAGAGCACAAUACCGUUGAAAUACUGUGGAACGAUGAUCCCACGUCGCUUGCAUGCAGAGACGAAGCACUCGGUAGUGAUGUUUGUUCCUGAUUGA
Periconia digitata is the source of this 1054-nucleotide messenger RNA. The record is from the annotation of a GenBank genome assembly. Lineage: Eukaryota; Fungi; Ascomycota; Dothideomycetes; Pleosporales; Periconiaceae.